Messenger RNA from Cercopithifilaria johnstoni, 1398 nucleotides. NCBI's taxonomy places the organism in Eukaryota, Metazoa, Nematoda, Chromadorea, Rhabditida, Onchocercidae. The record is from the annotation of a GenBank genome assembly.
AUGGGAUGUGAUGCUAGCUCAGAUGAUCGUAUCCCACUCUGUGCUGUUUGUACUCGACAGUUGAGAGGAUCGGAAGAAAAUGGGAAUGUGGAGGAGCCGUUCAAUUGCGCACUUUGUUUUGGUGUAUUGGAUGAAAAGUUUGCUGAUGAAGUGGUAGCUGAGGUAAAGAAAAUAUAUAAAAGCAAUGGAUAUGAUUCGAAAUCAUUCCUACUUGCAAUCAACAUUCCUGUCACGGCGAUUCUUCGGGAAGCACUAUAUGAACUUGCCUAUCGAAAUACAUCAUCAGACGGUACUCUUUCUGCGGUUCCUUUUAAAUUACGCAUCGUCAAUACUUAUUUGGAAAGGAUUCACAAUGCUACUGGUUUAUCACCGUCAUUGAAUUCUGAUUUAAUUCUUACUCUUACAUUUGUCAGUGACGAAUUUAACAAGAGUGAUGUUGAUUAUUUAAUGAAGGAAUUCCCCAGUGAUUUUCAAAUAUCACGGAAAAGAUUGAGAUAUGCUAGCGUAGACGAUACACUCUUGUCAAUGUAUACGAAGGUACGGAUUGCAGGCCUGACACACAAGCUUAGUCGAGAAUAUGCAUUGAUUUACAAGAUGACUUCACCGUCUACAACGUGUCAUUACACAAUCUCAUUUGAACGCAGUCCAUUGUUCAUAGCCGGACGCUACUGCAAAUUUUCCAGAAACUUGUCUCAAAGUCCAUGGUCUGCCUCAGCCGAUAUGAGGAAAAUUAUUGGACAUUCAGUAUCAGAGAAAGUUGGAGCACCAUUUGUCAUGGAAACUGGAUGCGAUGUUGCACGUUUUGUAGCUUCAGGACGAGAAGAUAUUGAUGUACGAAUGCUUGGUAAUGGAAGGCCAUUUGUUUUGCAACUAAUCAAUCCCAAGAAAGUUUUUUCGUUCCAAAGAUAUAACCUGAAGACCACAUUAAAGCGCCUGGAAGACAGCAUUAAUAAAAAUCGUGAUGUUAAAGUUCUUCCUGGUUUGAAACAGAUCACGUCUGACCAAGUAUCUUUGAUAAAAAAUGGUCAAGAACAAAGGCGGAAAUUAUACACCGGUUAUUGCUAUAGUACACGGAAACUUGAUGAUCUUGCACUAAAAGAACUUCAUCAUAAAGCACCUAUUGAAAUGAUUCAAAAAACUCCCGUGCGGGUGUUGAAGCGUCGUCCCUUGCUCGAACGACGAAGAACGAUAUUUUUCAUAGCAGCACUGAAAUUGGAUGAUUAUCAUUUCCUAAUCAGAAUGGAGACGCAAGCGGGAACUUAUGUAAAAGAAUUUGUGCAUGGUGAUUUUGGUCGAACUCGACCAUCAUUAGCAGAUUUAUUGGGAAUUGAAUGCGGUGAAGUUGACAUACUUGAAUUGGAUGUUGAAGGCGUUGAUAUGGAAUGGCCACCAAAAUGA